Messenger RNA from Jaculus jaculus (lesser Egyptian jerboa), 3600 nucleotides. It is a transcript of the gene Lamp2, whose product is annotated as lysosomal associated membrane protein 2. Bases 128 to 1363 code for a protein of 411 amino acids. The transcript is spliced from 9 exons. Gene Ontology annotation, cellular component: membrane. NCBI's taxonomy places the organism in Eukaryota, Metazoa, Chordata, Mammalia, Rodentia, Dipodidae. The record is from RefSeq and is a predicted model, not a curated record.
GAUUCCUGGCUUUUGCAGCGUUGGGGGCAGUGGUCACCUGUGCGUUAGCCCCAGCUCCAGCCAGAGCCUUUCUGCUGGUGUUGCCGCUCCCUGCCGCCGCCUUCUCUGCCUGGUUCCCUGCGGGAUCAUGAUGUGCUUCCGCCUGUCUCCCGUUCCGGGCUUGGGUCUCGUUCUGCUGGGUCUCCUCCUGGGAUCUUUCCAGUCUUAUGCAUUGGAAGUUACUUUAACAAACUCAGAAAAUGCCACCUGCCUUUAUGCAAAAUGGCAUAUGAAUUUCACAAUAUCGUAUGAAACUACAAACAAAACUCAGAAAACUGUACCCAUUCCAGACACUGACAAUGCAACAUAUGAUGGAAGCAGUUGUGGGGAUGACAAGAAUGGUGCCAAAAUAGUGUCACACUUUGGACCCGCUUUAACCUGGACUGUGAAUUUUACCAAGAAGGCACCUAAUUAUUUAAUUGACAGCAUCCUAUUUUCCUAUGAUCUUAGCAAUAGCACACUAUUUCCUGAUGCCAAAGAAAAAGGAAUUAUUACUGUUGAUGAGGCAGUGGCACUUGAAGUUCCACUGAAUAACACGUUUAGGUGCAAGAGUUUAACAACUGACAGAAGGGAUUCUGUUGUCCAGACAUAUUGGGAUGUUUCUGUACAAGCUUUUGUCCAAAAUGGCACAGUGAGCAAAAAAGAAUAUUUGUGCAAGAAUGAUCGGCCUGCCACCACGGUAGCACCCAUCAUUCACACCACCGAGCCAUCUCCUACUACAACACCCACCCCAAAAGGAAAACCAGAGGUUGGAAACUACACGGUUAGUCAUGGUAAUGACACCUGUCUGCUGGCUACCAUGGGGCUGCAGCUGAACAUCACUCAGGAGAAGGUUUCCUCAGUUUUUAACAUCAACCCCAAAACAACUAGCUUCACUGGCAGCUGCCAGCCUCAAACUGCUCAACUUCGACUGAACAACAGCAGGAUUCAGUAUCUUGACUUUGUCUUCGCUGUGAAAAAUGAAAACCGAUUCUAUCUGAAAGAAGUGAAUGUCAGCAUGUAUUUGGAUAAUGGUUCUGUUUUUAGUGUUGCAAAUAACAACCUUAGCUUCUGGGAUGCCCCUCUGGGGAGUUCAUAUAUGUGCAACAAAGAGCAGGUUGUUGCAGUGUCUGGAACAUUUCGCAUAAACACCUUCAAUCUAAGGGUUCAACCUUUCAAUGUGACAGGAGGAAAGUAUUCUACAGCCCAGGAGUGUUCGCUGGAUGAUGACAACAUUCUAAUACCAAUUAUAGUUGGUGCUGGUCUUUCAGGCUUGAUUAUUGUUAUAGUGAUUGCUUACCUAAUUGGCAGAAGAAAAAGUUAUGCUGGAUAUCAGACUCUGUAACACUAAUCCACACGUGAUCUCUGUUACACAACAAUAAAGCAAGUACAAGUCCCAAUCUGCAAAGCUGUCCAAUUUAUGGUACUUUAGUUGCAGUCCUGUUCUUAGACUGGGUGGUAUGGUAGGUUUCAAAUGUAAAUAGAAAAAUUCCAAAGGAAAAAAAUCCCUAAACUAUCAAUUAGCUAUGUGAGUUUGGUUUUCCCUAACCAAAAAAGUUAAAACUUACUUGCAUAGGAAAAGGCAUGUACAAAAUUGUAUGGAUGAUAGAGUCUAUGUUACUGCCUUGAACUAGUAUUUCAAUAUGUCACUUAUAUAGCCUGACUAGAAAUAUGCAGUUUAGAAAACAAAACAAAACAAAACAAUGAAACAGUGAUCUUUCUUUGCUUGUGUGAGGUUGAGUUGGGACAACAUACUUGCCAGCGGAUUUGUACUUGCUUCUUAUGCGUUUUGAGACUUUGUUUGCAGGUAGUUUAGGUUCCUUAGCAUUGCUACAUAUUUGACGUAUGCAGGAGGGAUGAGUGGGUUUGAGCAGAGCCCAGUGAUACCAUAUUCCUAUCGGUAACUUCUUUACUCAUGCUAUUUGAAUGCAUUUGUAUUUAAUGUGGCUGGAAUGACAAAAAAUAUCAAAGCUUUAAAUUUUAAAAUGCAUGUUAAUCUUUAGUUUAAUCUUUGAAAAAAUGAAUAUUUCAGGCAGAAAUUGCAAGAUACAAGAUUAUUCCAACUGGCAUUUCAAUCUGUUUCUUUCAUUUCUUUUUUUUUUUGGUGCUUUAGAGAUAAUUACUAAGCAGUGCCAAAUGAGGGUAUUAGUCCUUUGUACCCAGAAAUUGGCCUCUACAUGUGGCACUAAAAUUAAUGCAAAUUUGUCUUUAACCUUCGAGUCUUCCUUGUUGGUGGUAACAUAUUUUGUUCUUUUCUUUUUAUUUAAGAAGAAAUGUCAGUAUGUCCUAGAACUUAGACAAAGAAGUGCACUUACACAUGGGGAAAAAAAACUUGCACUAAUCCAAAGUCUUGGUCUUCCAUUAAAUCAUUAUUCAUUUUCAGUUUGCAUUGAUUGCUACAGCAUUUACUAAUUUGGCUUUCACAUUUAAAUGGUUCUGCAAUAAUCAAAACUUACAUUGUUAUUGUUCAUUAUGGUAGGAUCAUCAUUAAUUCAUGUACUUUGUGCUCAGAUUUGUGCUCAGAGAGAUGCUCCAGUCAUCCAUUUACUAUGUACUACCUAAUGUUUAUUUGCAAAAGCAAAAUAUUUCAGCAUGACAGUUAACGCAUCAAGUAUUCCUUGAAGCUUCUAGGAGGUCUUUAUACACAUGCACACACACACACAUAAUAUAUGGCUGAGAAAAUAUUUUUAAAUAAUUAAUAUGCAUCUAUAUUGUGGUUAUUUGAGGAUGGCAGCUUAUAUGUCUUCCAUGUUGAUAUUGAAUGCAUACGCAUAAUGCACACACACACACACACACACACACACACACACACAUACACACACACACAGGUGAUUGCAUGUUAACAUAUGUGUCUAUAACUGUUUCUUUGUAUUGUAAUGGAAUGACAAAUACUUUCUCACUAUAAUUUGUCUGUCAGCCUGAAGGCCUUGGUGCCUCAGCAUCUUAUUCCAGACUAAUCCAUCUCCUAGCACUAAUUGAGCUGCACUGCUCAAUAUUUCCUAGAGAUGCAAUACAAGUAUGAGUUUUGAAACUAUUUUUCAUUUAAACUGUGUUUUCGUAUAAAAUUGUUAAUCUUAUAAGAAUGCAUUUUUUUUGCUUCCAAGAACACAGGCUUUAAUGAUAUUUCUAAUGAAUCAAUACAAAGAAGCCUUUUUUAAAAAAGACUGAAACUACAAGUGAGUGGCCCUGGCUUAAUGCUGUUAAUGUUUCUAGAAUUUUUUACAUUUAGGUUAUAUAUCUGAUUCAUAUUAAGAUACUUCCAAAAGUACUGUUUUAUAGAAAAAAAUGACUUCAAUGAAUAUUUUCAUAUUUUACGUGGACCAGUUUUUGUACUGCUAUUUAAUUCAUUGCCUAUAGAUACAUAAUCUUUGUACUUUUUUGUUUUGUUUUGUUGUAUUGGGUUUGCGCCUUGAUCAUAUUUGGUUUGGGUUAUUUUCAAGUCUUUCCCUUUGUAUAAAGAAACUGGUCCAUGUAAAUGCAUUCCAUGUUUUUUCUUCUGAUGUAUGGUAUCUCUUUUUAGAUAUUUGCCUGUCUGUUGCUCAACAUUGCUUCUAAAACAAUAAAGAUUCUUUUAUUUCUUAA